AGCCGCAGAGACAGACCAAACACACACACAGCUAGACUUACUGUUACCUUCACUUUAAUAUACACACAGACACACAGAAGAGCAGGUAGAUAAAGAGCCGACCUGAAGCCUACCAGACACACUCAUCUGUCCUCACACUCUCUCACACACUCAGCAGCAUGUUUCGCUGGAGGCUCCCCCAGGCAGUGUGCGUGCUGUCGGCAUGUGUAUGUCUGCUGCUGGCGUACGAGGAUGAUAUUGAGGUCAAUUACGCUGACCCCUUCUACAAUGAAAUCACAGAGGGGCAGACGCCAGAACCUACACCAAGCUCGACUCCCUGCAGUUCUCCAGACCUGACCAAAUGGGACAAACUCUUCUCAAUGCUGGAGAACAGUCAGAUGAGGGAGAAUAUGAUGCUUCAGUAUGCCGAUGACAUCAUCAAGGUGGAGAUGGGGUCGCUGCGUGGGGAAAUGCUCAGGUUUGUAGCACAGUAUGGUGGCUCAUGCGGAGUUGCCGUGGAGUCAGCAGGAAGAAGGAUGGCCUUGCAGCUGGAGGGCCGCCUUAGAGAAACCGUGGAUCGCUUCAAAAUCAAAGACCAGAUUUCUGCCUCUGCAGGAAAUUCUGUUGGGAAUUCCGACCACCUUGAGGUGAUGCUACAGCAGCUCCUCUCUGCAGCACGCAGCCAAGCUUCACGACUCGCCAAGUUGGAGAUCAGCUGCUUCAGCAGCCCAGGAGCCGGGACGGGGAUGAAUUCAAAGACAGGAUCUCCUUUUACUGAGGGAACAGCUGGGCUUCGAGAGCAAGAGGUAACAUCACGAGGUGUGACUUUAGACACUGUGCUCGCUGCGCUGCAACAGACCAGAGUGGAACAGGAGGAGUUGCUGAGGUCAUCAAGGCAAAGAUACCUUCCCGGAGGUUGUGAGAUGGCUCUCCUCUUCCCCAUGCGUUCUCGUCGAAUCUACACCUCAGUUUUUCCCGAGGUCCCUCUCUCCGUCUCCGCCUUCACAGUCUGCAUGUGGGUGAAGCCAACCACUGUCUCCAACAAAACUGUACUCUUUUCUUACGGAAACCGCCGCAACCCAUAUGAGAUUCAGCUACUGCUAGCUCAAACGUCAGCGCUCUUCACCAUAGGAGGAGAGGCUCACCUGGUUGAAGCACGGGGCGUUGUCAACACAGGAAGUGCAUCGGAAUGGAUCCAUUUGUGCGGGGCUUGGUCGUCGAAGCAGGGUCUGGCAUCCCUGUGGGUAGAUGGGAAAAAGGUGGCAUCGGUCCCCGGAGUGGCUGAGGGUCAUGUCUUACCCGACGGUGGCUCGAUGCAGCUGGGUCAGGAAAAGAACGGCUGCUGCCCAAUGGCUCAAAACAUCGGGAUGCCAGGGUUUGAGGCAGGAUUCGAUCAUAAGCUGGCGCUCGCAGGGAAAAUGACAGGAGUGAACAUGUGGGACAGGGUCCUGUCAGAGGAGGAGAUUCCCCAGCUGGCUACCAGGGGGGGCCAGGGCUGUGAGCAGAGAGGGAAUGUGGUAGCGUGGGGAGUGACGGAGAUGGUGCCCCAUGGAGGCGCUCAGUUCAUCAACUAACAUAUUCGUUCACUUUUCAUGGUAGAUGCUGUCAUCAGCAUCAACAGAGUCAUCAUCGUCAUAGCAGCAACAUCCCAACAAGCUUUCACGCUAAAACUGAAAAACUGCUUACGUCAUCACCCUGUCCUAAAUAUCCAUAGUUAAAUAUCCAAUAUCCAUCCAAUAACCAUGUUAUUUUCAAGACAGUUAUAUUCUUAUGCAUCUUGAUCUUCAAUUUACACAUAAACACUAAUACUGCAAGGACUUUAACAGGACAUACUCAUGUGAGAAAGCCAAUGCUGAGAGAGAUUCCUGUAGCCUAACCAUUUGAACUGAGGCCUUACAAUACACAGAGAUCCACUCACACACACACACACGCACACACACACACACACACACACACACACACACACACACACACACACACACACACACACACACACACACACACACACACACACACACACACACUCACACGUAGACAUUCACACACUGACUUGCCUUCAAGAUAAUAAAAUUUGUAUAGUAGCAGAAAAAGUGCUGCAUGCAGCAUUUACCAAAGAUUUGAUAAGACUGCAAGAAAGACGAAUAGUUUAUCGUCAAAGUGAACGACUCUGAGCAGUGAUCUCCGCAGACGCUCGUGCAGGGGGAAGAAAGCGAGAGAUCUCAGACUGAUAAAAUGGAUUGUCUGGCAUUUCUACUCUUUCUGUGGUUCAUCCCUAAUAAAUGCAAAGCCUGUUCAACACAAGUUACCAUGACGUUAAAAAUAUAUCAAUCAAGAAGACUGGUAAUCAAGCACUGAUGAUUGAAUCCAGUUUCAAGGGACUUAACCAUUGUUAUCUAAAUUAGGGGUUUACUUUGACUCCUAAUGACUCUCCUUUCAAGCAUGGUCAACAUUCAACUUCCUGAAUAGCUCCUGACUGGGUGAUUUUUUUUUUAUUCUUUUAAUAUAUUAAUUCCCUUGAAUUUGUGAAAGCUUUUUAAUAAAAGCAGUUAAGGACCUUAUAUUUCCAAACUUGUACUUAUGAAAGUGUUUACAUUCUUUUGUAUUCGUAUGAUUUCUGUUUUGUUAGCUCUUGUCAGUAGGUCUUGUAUUUUAGGGUAAUAAUGUGUCGCCUUUUUUGAUACUGCUUAGAGUAAUAUGAGUAAAACAGUAUUUGUAACAUGAGAUAUGCAUUUUUUUUUUUUAUAAAGAAACUGAGGACAAUGUUUACAUAUUCUUAUCUUUGAUGGAGUUGUCUUGUAUUAUACUGUAAAUUCCUUUAUUUUUAUUCUUGUGAAAGGUGAAACUGAAUGUAUUUUGUAAAUAAAUAUAUUUUGCUUAACAAGACUGGAUGAAUGGAGCGUGAG
Messenger RNA from Labrus bergylta (ballan wrasse), 2882 nucleotides. It is a transcript of the gene ptx3a, whose product is annotated as pentraxin 3, long a. NCBI's taxonomy places the organism in Eukaryota, Metazoa, Chordata, Actinopteri, Labriformes, Labridae. Gene Ontology annotation, molecular function: complement component C1q complex binding. The record is from RefSeq and is a predicted model, not a curated record. Gene Ontology annotation, biological process: innate immune response.